This is a messenger RNA of Aethina tumida (small hive beetle), 3771 nucleotides long. RefSeq names its product poly(A) RNA polymerase gld-2 homolog A. Gene Ontology annotation, cellular component: cytosol. The record is from RefSeq and is a predicted model, not a curated record. The transcript has 8 exons. Bases 191 to 1984 code for a protein of 597 amino acids. Lineage: Eukaryota; Metazoa; Arthropoda; Insecta; Coleoptera; Nitidulidae. Gene Ontology annotation, molecular function: poly(A) RNA polymerase activity.
CUUUGGCGUUGUAAACAAGCGCAAGCGUAAUUUGGCGGCAAGUUUGUGAAGACACUGCUUUUUGUGCCACAGUCUGAAGUUUUUAUCCCAUACCUAAAAAGGGAAAUUUUAAGUUGGUGUCAGUUAUUUCAAUAUUCUCAUGGGGAUACGAGUUUAAUGUGAAGUGCACAUUAAGUAGGAAGAAAUCAAAAUGUUAACAGAUAAACCAAUUGAUUUGGAUGUGCAUCUUCCCCAAACCAAAAAUAUUAAUAUGAUAAAAGAAAGUAUGUAUUUAGAUUUAUCCUCAUUAAGUAUACCAUUAAGUAGAUAUAGAAAAUUCGAGAAGAGUGAUUUGAAUAAAAUUAACAACAAUGUGGAGAAGACAGAUAAGAAUAUUGAAAUGUUCAACAAUAACUCUCGGAUUAACUCACAAAGUCAUACCAAAGUACCCAUAAACAUGAUGCCACCGCCCCCACACAAAAUUUCACAUUUCAAUAAUGGCAGCACAUUCAAGAAUGAAAAGAAGGACUACAAAGUAAGGGAAUCAUGCCGUUCUGGUUCUCCUAGGGGGUACGACAGUGAUGAGAGUUGCACUUCUUGUUCAUCAUCAGCAGACUCAAGAGCAGAAAAUGAAGGGGUUAGGUACAAUAACGCCAGAAACGGGAUGGGUCGUUUGAGCGACCAGACAAUAACCUUCGGAAAAUUUAGCCAAAGUGUGCAGAAUCUGAAUCAUUCGAAUGCAUACCGUCCACACAAUAAUAAUGGGAAUUUCACGAAGAAUAGGUACUACACGAACUCAUGUGGCCGUCAAAAACAACACCACCACCAGCAACAAAACGGGUCGACGCGAGGCAACGGCCACGGUCACCACCACGGUGGCGCCACCUCCGAUCUGAUGUUGCGACGCGCACACGGACUUGUCGAACGGUUCAGGUCACGCAGCGGCGCCAUGCGCGUCGAGCCAAAACCGUCCGCCCUGCUGACCGGCGUCGCACCUUGGGACGCCUUGAACCAAGCCGUGUGGGACGUGUACAGUAGUAAAGCACAGAAGGAAGCCACCUACGAACUGAAAGUAACUCUGUGGCGCAACGUCUUUUUGUUCAUUAGGAAAUGCUUAAACAGUUUCGGCCUAUUUAUGGUUGGUUCCACGAUGUCCGGAUUUGGUCUUGACAGCAGUGACAUCGAUAUGUGUCUGUUGACGAAACCCUCGAACAGUGACCCGAGGUUAGACGCCCUACACCACCUGACCACCAUUAGACAAUUAUUAAUCAGAUACGGUGUGGCAGCGGAAUCUGAACUGAUUUUGGCCAAGGUUCCCAUUUUGAAAUUCCGGGAGAAGGAAACCGGCUUCGAGAUUGACCUCAAUUGCAAUAAUUCAGUGGGCAUCCGGAAUACGCAUCUGAUGUACACUUACUCCAAGUUGGACUGGCGAGUGAGGCCCCUGGUAGUGAUCGUCAAACUGUGGGCGCAGAUUAACAGCAUCAACGACGCUAAAAGCAUGACUGUUUCCAGCUACUCAUACGCACUGAUGGUUGUGCAUUAUUUACAAUGUGGAGUAACACCUCCGGUACUACCAUGUCUGCACGGCCUAGUUCCUGACAGGUUUAACAACUCGAGUGACCAUCACACGAUGGAUGUACAGGAAGAGAUCGAGGCCGUACGUGAUUUUCAAUCCGACAACACCGAGUGCCUCGGCGAACUGCUGCUCGGCUUCUUACAUUACUAUUCGUGCUUCGACUAUGCGCACAGCGCCAUUUCAGUACGUGCAGGAUGUCGCCUACCCAUAGACGAGUGUCGCUUUGCGAAAGCGCCCAAGAACGAUCCCGGACAGUGGAAGUAUAUGUGCAUUGAGGAACCUUUUGACCUCACCAACACGGCUCGGUCUGUGUUCGAUGCGGAAAAGUUCAAACACAUCAAAGACGUGUUCGCCUACUCGUACCGAGAACUGGAACGAACGAAGAUGUUGAACUCGAUUCUGCCCGUGAUACUGCCACAUCCGAGAUGAUGCCCAGGUUCACGCAAGUCGUUCUCGUCUUCCCGCAACCAGUGGUGUCAGAACCUCCCGAGUUCGAGCUCCUAUCUGUAAGCAUUCCAUAUAAUUACCAAAAAAAAAAAAUGUGUGUAUGUAAAAUGGACAGGCGUGCGCGCUGGCGCCGGCCAAUAUCUGGACGUCCAUGUCACGCAAUACGACGCAGAAAGUUGCGUUGCGAAAUGUAGGCGACGUCCGUAAUAAUAAUAUACAUGGAAAAAAAAGAUGAUACAAUUAGCGAGAUUUAGAACCGAGUUUAUUUUAGUUAUGCGUUGAAAAUGGUAUCAUACGCGCAGGUUUUAAUUUUAUUCAAGUCUCGCAGUUCCGGUAUACUUGAUUUAUAUGUUGUGAUGUUUUAUUUUUAGUGUUUAUAUUGUACAGUUUACAUUAUGUAUAAUUACAAAAAAAAUAUAUAAAAGUAUAAAAUGUCCUGAGCGAAACAUUUAUAAAAAAUCGCUCAUGGACAAAAAAACAGUAUUGUAUAGUAUGUUUAUUUUAUUUCUAUCUACUCUUAAGUAUAUUUGGUGAUAUAUUUCACAACUCACGUUGCAAACGCCUCCAACUCGAAAAUUGACAAUAAGUUAAUCCGAAUAUAACUGGUCUUCUGGUGCUUUUUUGAAGAUUUUCAUAUACAAUAAACUUGGGGCGCUAUGCAAUACUCCACUUUGUAAAUAGUCUUAUUCGAGGCUCCAAGUGGGGGCGCUUUGCAUCGAGUAAACCACUUAACGAUGUUUGAGACAUCAAAUUUAAAACGCUUAUUACAAGUCUCUUCUAGAUUACUUGUAAGUGAAUAAUACAUAUCAAUAACGGGUCUUUCCCUAUAUAAUAAGCCUUUUUCUAAGAUAACAACGCAACGAGUACCAAUAAGUCAGGGGAGGAAGGGGGGUGAUUAUAUUUGUCAAUGUUAAAAAAUAAAAAAAUAUAUAAAAACAAAAACACCGUUGCAUGUCUAUAUGGGUAGAUUUAAUUAUAAAUAGACCUAUAUUUAAGGAAUUCAAUGUCUAUUUAUGUUGAAUGUGUUGUUGAGAAUUACGAUUUUGGAAGAAUGUUGUUCAGUAAGGUCGGGAGUUAUUUUCGAGUUACUCAUUUUGGAACAACCACAUUUGAUUUUGCCCUCUCUUAUGUGAAGUAUUAUAUAUAACACGAUGAAAAAAUAAAUCUUGAAUACAACUAGAUAUUUCUGUGUAAUACUUUGCGUAUGUUGAAAGUUCUUCAAGAGCGGUUUUACUUGUGCCCACUUUCAGUAAUAGUGCGAGCCAAUAUAGAAACAUUUUUAAAUACUCAAAAUACAAAGUCUUUUUGUGAUAGAAGUGAACACUUAUCAAAUGAGGUAUAUUUUUGCAAUACCAUUUUAAGCGAAGUUAAUUUUUGAGAUCUGGAAAGAUUCGCUUGGUGUUUGACAAUUGUGAUUUACAUUUUGAUCUCAGUAAAAUUUAAAUAAAUCAUAAAAUAGUCACAAUGUGCCAAAUGUUAAUACUAUAGGAUCUAUUCUAAAUUCUUAAUUGGACAAUAUUUAAACGUCGGAUACAAUAAUAAUAAACAAUAAUUCAUUUCUCUUCAAGGACUGUAAAAUUAGUUUUGUUUUUGGUAAUGUGUAAAAAUAUUUUGCGACAGUCUUUGUAAAGAUUAAGUAAGAUUAAUGUUUCUACAUCCUAGUUCUAAGUUCUUAUGUUGUAAGGCAGAAGAUAUGCGGCUGUUUUGCGUGUAUCCUCUGCUACAUGUAUGUUGUAUGAGAUUAUUAUCAAUAAAGAAGUUUAAAAUUA